This is a messenger RNA of Cucurbitaria berberidis CBS 394.84, 1328 nucleotides long. RefSeq lists its product as uncharacterized. The record is from RefSeq and is a predicted model, not a curated record. The transcript has a single exon. The coding region runs from base 199 to 1065 and encodes 288 amino acids. NCBI's taxonomy places the organism in Eukaryota, Fungi, Ascomycota, Dothideomycetes, Pleosporales, Cucurbitariaceae.
UGCUCGUAUUGUGUAAAUAACUAUCACUGCUCCGUCUCUAUUAUUCCCUCUCCCUACACCGACACACGCGUUUGCCCACUUAUACUACACUCAAGCUGGGGCUCUACCUGAACGACCAUAUAUCAUAAUUCGCUUCUUUAGUGUACAACAACACUCGCGCCUUUCCUCUCACAAACAAUAAAGUACGAAUCCACACUCAUGGACUACUUCGACGGUCUCGAUCAGGAGGCCUUGGACGCAUUCGGCGAACUCAAUCACGAGGGGCCACCACUCAACCCUACAACCGCACCUACUCUGUCCUCCGCGACAAAGCAAGUUCUUCAGGUCUACAAACAGGACCAAAAGUCCAGUAUAGGAGCGAGGAGUAGUUCUCGCAGCAUGAAGUAUCUGUUCAAGCUCAACAGCCCUAUCACCCCGGCCGUACUCUCUUCUGCUGCCAUCCUUCCCUCGCAGCCAGAAAUCAUUAUAGGAGAGGGUGAGGACGGAAUCGCUCAGUUUUGUCAGGUCAACGAACGAGACAUACCUGAAAUUAAGAGCUGGCUCACCGCAAGAUUUCCAUCGUUUUGCCCCAUAUUUGCACCUAUAAACAAGGCCUACAAGGAGCUUUCACCCUUCUCCGCCUACCCCACUCUAGGUGUAGACACAACGAUGCCACAUCUCCGCCCUCAAAGCCUCAUGGAACCCGCACUAUCUCCAGCGCAGGAUCAGUACCCAGUGUGGUAUUUCUUUUACGGUACCCUAGCUAAUUCCCAGUUCUUGGCCGAAUUGUUCUGCGUGCCGGAAGAUAUACCAGUGUUAUUCCGGGCUACUGUAAGCGGUGGAAAGCUCCGAACUUGGGGCAAGAAGUAUCAGGCUUUAGUCAACAGUCCCGGCACACAAGUGGACGGCUGCGCCUGUAAGGUCAUGUCUCGAGACCAAGAAGACGCCUUACUCGUGUAUGAGACAGCAAAAUACGAGGUGGUGAGGGUUCCUAUCGUGUUCAAGGACGGCGCAUACCGAGGCCAGCUCGUUCGAGGCUGCACAUUUCGUUUUUCAGGGGAGGAGAAUGAACUUGACGACGUGUGAAUUUGUCGCUUUACGUGGUCGUAUGUAGCCUAGAGCGUUUGUUUUAGAAGCCUCGUGCAGCUACUCACAGAUAUCUCAGCACUGGAAGAGAAUUUCCCAAGCGCCUACCCACGUUGAGCUAUCGCUAGUUCUGUAAGGUUCAUGAAGUGCGGAGAUGUUUGCGAUUUAUAUAUAAUGUAGAAGGAGCUGAACAAAUGUUAGGCUUCAUGCAUCAAUAAAGAACAUGUGAAUACGGCCUAGUGCUCGGUCUCUUUGGUUUUAAC